ACACAUUUCACAUAAGGCCUCUGCCUCUUCCAAAGUCACAUCCAUCUUUCAAAUGGCUUCCUCUUCAGCUCACCUCAACCACCACCAACCUUUGAAAAAACACGGUGGAGCCACGGCGGCGCCUCCACCAACUCCGUCAUGUUCACAUCCCAACACCACCAAAAAACCGGAAACAGCAGUCGACGCUCUCUCCAGCCUUUUCCACCGUCUCCCUCCUUUGCUUUCACUCCCCAACCGCCGCUUCUCCGACGCUCCUGCAUCCUCCGUCGAUUCUCUUCCGAUGGUAUCCCUUUCCGCCGGAGAACGAGAAAGCUGGGACGAUCUUAUCUCCGCCGCUACUGAUUUUGGAUAUUUCCAACUCUCUAUCGAUGACUCCGAUAUUGUUAUCCCUUCUGCACUCGCUGAAGCAGCCGAGACUGACUCGCUCUCACUCUUAGACCUCAGUGAAGAGAAGAAAGAAACGUCGUUUCCAAAAAACUGGCCGCUGGGAUACGAAGCCGAUGCUGAAACGCCGUCGCUUUGCCUUGACGUCGACUGCUCAAACGAGUCGAGUGAGUUGAACCUGAGUUCCCUCCGCGAGUUCACUCGGACUCUAGAGAAAGUUGGACUGAAGACGGUAGAGAUGCUGGCUAGCGCACUCGGAUUCGAAUAUGACUCGACCCGGUUUAAUACUCUGAUGUGGCUUAACCAAGGUGUUCCUGAUGAUGAACCGGAGAUAACCAACGGAUUUUAUCCCUUUGUUGUAUGUUUACAGUAUCAGGUAAGGGAGGACAAGUAUUGUUUGCUGACCGAGUCUGGCUGGGUGUCCGUUUUGCCCGGAGUUGACUCUGUUCUUGUGACGUUAGGUGACAUUGCUCAGGUUUGGAGAAACGGAGAGGUGAAAAGAGUUAAAUAUCGACCAGUGUUGUGUUCGGGACAAAACGAUGGUCCAAACAAGUGUGUGACAAUGACAUUGAUGCUUACACUUCCCAUGGACACUAUGGUUUCUCCGUUAAAAGAUAUGAUCAGUGACGGUGACAAAGAAGAAGAGUAUGCAGAGGAGGAGGGAGAUGGAGGAGCAAGAAGUGAUGAGAAAAGGGCAUUCAGAUCUUUUUGUUUCAAGGAGUACGCAUGGAGAGUGUACCAAGAACGUCUCUUCUUCAGGGAUCCACUUGACAGAUACCGAUCGAAUCAAAUCUUAUAAAGAUUUGAAGAACUGAUGUUUGAUUUGUUUGUUUCCUAGGUUGAGUACCUAGAUUCGGUUUUGUUGUUACUUUUUUUUGUUUUCCUAAAAAUCUUCUGAUUUUGCAGCGGAUUAUUAUCAUUUUUUGCAUUGAAAUUUUGUUGUUUUUUGUUUUUGUUCGAUUCAGUUUCGGAGUAUGUUCCAUUUUGAUUGUUCCUUUAUUUCGACCAUCAUUCAAAAUUUCAAAACAUUUUUUCUCGUA
Camelina sativa (false flax) is the source of this 1424-nucleotide messenger RNA. Its product is annotated as fe(II)/2-oxoglutarate-dependent dioxygenase 1-like. The record is from RefSeq and is a predicted model, not a curated record. NCBI's taxonomy places the organism in Eukaryota, Viridiplantae, Streptophyta, Magnoliopsida, Brassicales, Brassicaceae.